Ectocarpus siliculosus is the source of this 1231-nucleotide messenger RNA. Lineage: Eukaryota; Phaeophyceae; Ectocarpales; Ectocarpaceae. The record is from the annotation of a GenBank genome assembly.
AUGGAGGGCCUAAUGCAAAAGAUGAAAGUGGUGCUCGACAAGAUCACCACCGCCAGGGCACGGGUGGUUGCAGCUUCUAAGAGCCCUGCAUGGGUGAAACCGAGGUUCCUGACGCACAUAAUGGGCCCGGUCAUCGCGCUGAUCGUCAUCGCGUCCACCUUCUCCAAGACGGAGAGCCUCAACCUCUUCAGCUUACACGCGACGUGCAUGGCCUUGGCCUUCGUGGUGCUAAUGCCGGAGGGAGUCGUGGCCUACAGGAAUCACCUGCUCCUGGACUCGCUGAGCCCGAUCAUGUCCAACGGGACAAAGGCCAAGAAGAGAACGAUUCAUUUGACGCUACAGGUCUUGGCGUCCAUGUUUGCCGCGUUGGGGCUGUUUUUCAUCGCGGGAAACAAGGUGUACCACAGGAACAGCAUCCUGCCGCGAACCUGGCACGGCGUGGUUGGCGCCAUCACUCUGCUGGCCAUGGUGAUGCAAGUCGUGGUGGGGCGGUUGAAGCACAUGAGCUUCACGAGCGGUGUCAUCGACGCCAGAAAUAGGGGCAAGAAGUACCGCUGGCACGGGAAGAUGGGCCUCCUGCUGUAUGACUUGUCGACGGUAUCGGUGGUGCUCGGCCUGUGGACAUUCUUCGGUUUGUCGGUGGUGGCGGUCGUUGUCCCACUGAUGCUGGCGUACGCGUGGCUCAACGUCAACCUCCAGAUGCACGAAACGAAGCACAUCACGGUUCCGGUGUACAGCGAGGGGACGGACGACCCGGCAGGGGAAAAGUUGACCGCACCCGAGACGAAGCAGCUCGAGGAGGAAGGGGUGCCCGAGUCCAAAGGGGAGAGGGAGUACCCCUUGUGAGGCUUCACCCCCGAGAGCGACCAGCGGGUUGGUUGUGGAAAUCGAUCGGCGCCCUGCUGUUUUUCGUCUUUUUUUUUUUCGACGGUGGCGUUGGCGGUGGUGUGUGAGUGUGUGUGUGAAGCGUGUACAAGUAGGAUUAGUCCACAGCAGUGAUAAGCUGGAGUGGUGUGUGUGUUUUCCGUCAACCCCGGUGCUGCUGCCGGGGUUUAGAGUUUCGAGCAGGGGCAGCAGGGGACCGAUGUGGCCUUGGCUGCUGGCGCUGCCUUUUUUCGCGGAGGUUGUUGAACGAGUGUCAGUCAACAAGUACGGCGGGUGGGGUGUCAAACUUCACUUCCGUGCCGUCAAAGUUCUCGAGGGAACGCAAACAACUCGAGACAGUUUUGGC